Messenger RNA from Myotis daubentonii (Daubenton's bat), 1147 nucleotides. RefSeq names its product calcitonin-like. Bases 63 to 656 code for a protein of 197 amino acids. Gene Ontology annotation, biological process: regulation of cytosolic calcium ion concentration; adenylate cyclase-activating G protein-coupled receptor signaling pathway. The record is from RefSeq and is a predicted model, not a curated record. The transcript is spliced from 6 exons. Gene Ontology annotation, cellular component: extracellular region. Gene Ontology annotation, molecular function: hormone activity; calcitonin receptor binding. Lineage: Eukaryota; Metazoa; Chordata; Mammalia; Chiroptera; Vespertilionidae.
UCCAUCCAGGGGGACCGGCUGCUGGCAUUCUCUCCUGCAACUCCAGUCGCCAGAGAGGCACCAUGGGCUUCGGGAAGUCCUCCCCCUUCUUGGCUCUCAGCAUCUUGGUCCUGUGCCAGGCAGGCGGCCUCCAGGCAACACCGCUCAGGUGGGCCUUGGAGAGCCUCCCAGACUCUGAACUUGCUGAACUCAGUGAGAAGGAAGGGCACCUCCUGGCAUCACUGGUGAAGGCCUAUGCACAGAGGAACACUAACGAGCUGGACCAGCCUGAGGAGCAGGAGACGGAGGCAGAGGACUCCAGCCUGGACAGCUCCAUCACUAAGCUAUGCAGUAAUCUGAGUAUUUGUGUGCUGGGCGCAUACUUGAAGUAUCUGAAGAACUUUCAUACGUUCUCUGGCAUUGGCUUUGGGGCUGAAACACUUGGCAAGAAAAGGGAUAUAGCCAGUGAUUUGGAGAAAGACCGCUACUCCAGUUUUGGGGUGCCCAAGGAUUCCAAUGUCACUCUCCAGAAGAGAGCCUGCAAAGUUUUCACCUGUACAGUCAUUCGGCUGAAAGAAAUUCUGUUUAGACAUGUGGGAAUGCUUAACAAAGGCUUCGUGCCCACUCGUGUGAGCCUCAAAUCCUAUGGCCGUCGCCGUAGGGAACUUCAGGCCUGAGCUGCUAGAGGACGCCAGCAAGAAGGUUACAAUGAAGCUGAAAUCACCACUUCUAUUAAUAUCUGUUGACAACAACUUGGUGAGAAGACCCCAGGGAAGAUAUACAUGUUUGCAUCCAAAUAGAUUAAAAAAAAAAGCCCCCUUUUCACUCAAAAGGAAUGAAAUUAAAUGCAAAAUAAACAAAUUCCAUAUUUGUUGUGCAUCCUUUUUAUAUUUGAUUCUACGUGUAAUAAACAUGAUUAUAUCUCUCAUCAGCUUAUCCGGUAGCAAACUGGUUCUUUGAGAGCUAUCCUGUUGUUCAUGCAGCUUUGCCAAACCAUAGGGGGACGUGAAAUCACUGCCUCUGGUGGUCUCUGGGGGGAUGCUAUGCUUUAUUUUAAUGGUGAUGCUAUGCCUUGUUGUCUGAGAGCCUGAUUGUAUAAUUUAUUUAAGGAAAUGUCAAUAUUGUGCCAUUUGUGAACUUCAUCAAGAUUAAAAACAUAUUUUGGAUA